Molecule: messenger RNA, 3415 nt
Organism: Octodon degus (degu)
Lineage: Eukaryota; Metazoa; Chordata; Mammalia; Rodentia; Octodontidae
Gene: Lpcat2
Product: lysophosphatidylcholine acyltransferase 2
Exons: 15
Coding region: 92-1726 (544 amino acids)
Cellular component (GO): endoplasmic reticulum
Molecular function (GO): calcium ion binding; 1-acylglycerophosphocholine O-acyltransferase activity
Source: RefSeq, a predicted model, not a curated record
GGGGGACUCCGCGGCAGGGUUGAGACUCAGUCCCGGCUGCUGCUCUCUCCCGCGCCAGAGGCUAGGCUCGGGUUCUACUCCGGGCCUGACAAUGAACCCGUGCGCCGAGGCGGCGGCGGUGGCGGCCACAGUGCCUGGAGCGGGCGUCGGGGAUGCGGGGCUGCGGCCGCCCAUGGUGCCCCGGCAGGCGUCCUUCUUCCCACCGCCGGUGCCCAACCCCUUUGUGCAGCAAACGCGGAUCAGCGCCUCGAAGAGCGUGCAGAUUUUUCUUCUUGGAAUUAUUCUGCUUCCACUUCGUGCUUUAUUGGUUGGAUUAAUAUUAUUGCUGGCAUGGCCAUUUGCCGCAGUUUCAACAGCAUGCUGUCCUGAAAAGCUGACCCACCCGGUAACUGAUUGGAGAAGGAAAAUUACUCAGCCAGCUUUGACGUUUCUGGGUCGUGCCAUGUUCUUCUCCAUGGGAUUCCUAGUUACUGUGAAAGGCAAGAUUGCGAGUCCUUUGGAAGCACCCAUUUUUGUCGUUGCCCCUCACUCCACGUUCUUUGAUGGAAUCGCCUGUGUCGUGGCUGGGCUACCUUCUCUGUUAUCUCGCAGUGAAAAUGCACAGGUCCCCCUGAUUGGCAGACUGCUACGGGCUGUGCAGCCAGUACUGGUGUCCCGGGUAGAUCCAGAUUCCCGAAAAAAUACCAUAAAUGAAAUAAUAAAGCGAGCAACAUCGGGAGGGGAAUGGCCCCAGAUACUAGUUUUCCCAGAAGGUACUUGUACUAAUCGCUCCUGUUUGAUUACUUUUAAACCAGGAGCCUUCAUUCCAGGAGUUCCAGUACAGCCAAUCCUCCUCAGAUACCCAAACGAGCUGGUAAGCAUACCUAGCACUUGGGAGGGAUACAGUGUCAUCCAGCUCUGUAUACUUACUUUCUGCCAGCCCUUUACAAAAGUGGAAGUUGAGUUUAUGCCUGUUCAGGCACCAAGUGAUGAAGAAAUAAAGGAUCCCAUUCUUUUUGCCAGUAGAGUCCGGAAUUUAAUGGCAGAAGCACUAGGAAUCCCAGUAACAGAUCAUACGUAUGAAGACUGCAGGCUGAUGAUCUCGGCAGGACAGCUCACAUUGCCUAUGGAAGCCGGGUUGGUGGAAUUUACCAAAAUUAGCCAGAAAUUGAAAUUAGAUUGGGAUGGUAUUCGUAAGCACUUGGAUGAAUAUGCAUCUAUUGCAAGUUCCUCAAAGGGAGGAAAAAUUGGAAUUGAAGAAUUUGCAGAGUAUUUAAAGUUACCUGUUUCAGAUGUCUUGAGACAACUUUUUGCGCUCUUUGACCGGAAUAAUGAUGGCAGUAUCGACUUCCGAGAGUAUGUGAUCGGCCUGGCUGUCUUGUGCAACCCUGCCAACACAGAGGAGAUCAUCCAGGUGGCAUUUAAGCUCUUUGAUGUUGACAAGGAUGGCUGCAUAACAGAGGAAGAGUUUUCCACCAUUCUGCAGGCUUCUCUUGGAGUGCCUGACCUUGAUGUUUCUGGUCUCUUCAAGGAAAUUGCUCAAGGAGACUGUAUUUCCUAUGAGGAAUUCAAAGAUUUUGCCCUGAGGCACCCAGAAUAUGCUAAAAUAUUUACAACAUAUUUAGACCUCCAGACGUGCCAUGUGUUUUCCAUGCCAAAUGAAGUUCAGACAACUCCUUCUAUUGCAAGUAACAAAGUCAGCCCUGAAAAUCAUGAAGAAAGUACCUCAGACAAAAAAGAUGACUGAGAGCAGUACUCCCAGUGAAGAGGAUGCAAUGAAUUUUGCUUAAAAUUAAACAUGCAUUUAUUAAUUAUGUUUUAAAUGUACUUGUGGGUAAGGAUGCUUAAAGCAGGAAGCUUUUUUUAUAGCACUGAUGGAUUUUCUUACUAAAACUGCUUUUAUUAACUAGCACAUACUAAGUGACAUUCUUUUUCUUUUGCAUUACAUUAUAUUUUGCUGAUUAUUCGCUGCUGAUAAAAGCUUUAUAUUUUUAUGGAUUUUCUAGUAUAGUUUACAUAACCAAAUUUAUCCAUUGGUGUAUUUAUUGGUCAGCAGCAACUCUCUAAAGAUUUUAAUACAUUAUAUAUAUUUUUGUCCACUUCCUUUAAAAGAAAACAGCAAUACUAGGAAGACUCUGAGAGAUAUUACAGAAUUUUUUAUUGUGAACUUCAUAGAUUAAUGUUUGCAUUUAACUUUCAGUUUCUUGGAUCAGUUUCAUAUGGGAAGAAAGAGCGCUAUUAUUUAGAUGAGACUUCUUAAGACCGCAUAUUCUCCUUAACAGGCAUCUCUAUUGCAGAUUCCUUAAAUCGCCUGCUAAGGAAAUCAUUUCCUUUUACAUGAUCUACAGGAUUAGAACUGUGUUUUGAAAAUGACUUCUCUGACCAGAGGCUAAGUGGGAAUUGCCUUAUUGAAGGUAACAUUGAUUACCUAAUGAGAAAAUGAAUUGUUUGCCACAGAGUUAAAUUUAAUUUGCACUGGAUGGUUCAGAAGCUAGCACUUGUCUGACAAAUGAAUCAGAUUAGUUCUAUUUAUACAAUAGUAGAACUAAUGUAUUUUACCAUUCAAGAGAGAAUUUUAUUUUGUCAAUUGUCCUUUCAAAUUUUAGAGCUUGUCUAAAGUAUCUAUGUGGAAAAGAUAAAAGGUUCCAAAAUAUCUCUAAAAGCUAGAAAAUAAAAAAAACCCACUUUAUUAAUACAUGGUCACAAUUUAUACCCUAGGCAAGAAUCCAACAAUAACAUUUUUUCUCUAGCUUAAAUAAUUUCCCCGAAGUAUCAUUUUUAUUAGGUCUCAUGCAUGCAUAUUGUUAGUAUCAUUUAUGUUUGAGAAUUUGAACAAAGAACAAAUUUAUUAGUAUAAUUAUAAAAAUAGUGGGUUCUUAUUCUAAAUUCAGUCUUUAAAAUCAAGCUCUUUGUUUUGGAUAUGUUUCAGAAUGUAUUAGUGAUUCACCCUCAAGCUAGUCUUUUAAAGUACUGUUUUUGAAGCUGAGAAGCCUCCUGAGAGUAUUGGAGAUUAUAUUUAAUCAAGAGUCAUGACUUUAAACUAGUUUUACAUAUUAAGCACUCAGUGUUCUUAAUUUCAUAGCUCAAUACGUACUUGAAUAACAGAGUACCAGAAAAUUUCAUCCUUAAUUAUAUGUAAUUAUUUGCUUUUUAUAUGUCUUAUAGCAUUUUUAAAAAUAUUAAAUGAGUGGGAAACUUGCAUAAGUAAUUAAUAUUAAGUAAUAUAUAAUAGAAUCCAUCACAUGUGGUAAGUUUAUAUAAUACUCAGGUAUAAUCACUAUUUUUCACUGAUAAAACAUUAGCCCUAUUAGUAAUAAGAGAGUAACAUUGUAAAUUAAAAGCUUCCAUCAAGUUCUUAAUUAUGGUACUAUUGCUUUUCUCUUUUAAAAUAAUAUGUUAUGUUUUAGCUGGGAAGAUAGCUCAGCAGCUUAAGUGC